Oikopleura dioica is the source of this 522-nucleotide messenger RNA. The record is from the annotation of a GenBank genome assembly. Lineage: Eukaryota; Metazoa; Chordata; Appendicularia; Copelata; Oikopleuridae.
AUGGUACUUGUACAGUGCUUUUUGAUUGGAUUCGUUAUUCCAGUCGCCGCCAUCUGCUUCUGUUACAUGCGCAUUCUUCUAACGAUGAACCAAGUGCACAAGCGAGCACACUCAAGAUCGUUUCAAUCUACUUUGCAAAGUGACAAGAUCGCUCCCAGCACGACGAUAAGCGCAAGAAAACGAGUGACGAUUCUCAUUAUGGUUCUUAUCAUAUCUUUUAUCUUCUGCUGGCUCCCAUUUCACUUGUGGCACAUCGCGAAAAUCACCGGAGUUAACGUUAGCAGAACAACCUGCAGUAUAACCACUGACCUCACAUUUGUCCUGGCCUACUUUAACGCAGUUCUGAAUCCCAUUUUAUAUUCCUUUUUAAGUCACGACUUUCGUAACAGAUUUACCCUUACUCGCCACAAAAUCUGCCGUAAAUUUCUGCUCCGACUUCAGCUAAUUAUUCCGACUACGAGCUGCUGCUACCCUUUUCAGGAAUUCUUUCAAAUUAUACUUCGUAGAAUAUAUUAUAUAUAA